Molecule: messenger RNA, 1584 nt
Organism: Trematosphaeria pertusa
Lineage: Eukaryota; Fungi; Ascomycota; Dothideomycetes; Pleosporales; Trematosphaeriaceae
Exons: 4
Coding region: 337-1485 (382 amino acids)
Source: RefSeq, a predicted model, not a curated record
CGCAUCGCGACGCUUCUUCCGCUGCACGCGGCCCUGACAGAUCAACACCAAUGCCUUCCCAACUUACACUGACCAAGUCCGGCACCUAUGCAAGUGGCUCUGGAUGGCCACCUCCUGAUCCGCCCCCGGCACUCUGCACCAGCAACAAACAGAUGAGCUCCAGAUAAAGGUUUUAGGUCCCUCACCGAGGCUCCCGCAUCUCCAUCAUUUUGCACAGCCAUCUCCUUUCGGCAGAUCUGCCAGAUCUUCAACUGUUUCGUUUUGACAUGCAUAUGUUCUCGAUCUGGAUUAUCUCAUCAUUCUGAUUUCUCUUGCAUUCACAUCAUCACGCAUGACAUGGUUGAGAGCCGGCAACCAGAGGCCCUGGCGGUGACCUGUGUGUUCCCCAUUCUUGCCGCGUUGUUUGUCGGCGCGAGGACUCUUUCACGAUACCUUGGGCGAAACUUUGGGUGGGAUGAUUGGCUCAUUCACAUUUCCCUUCUGCUUCUGCUCGGUCAAACGAUAACGAUCUAUGAAUACAUCAUUUACAGCCGCACAGGCUAUCAUGUCAAAGAUUUACCCAAACAAAGCGUCGCGGACCAGGUCCGGGCCUCCAAAUGGUCCUAUGCGGUGCAGAUGUUCUAUCAUCCCCUGAUGGGUCUAAUACGCGCAUCUAUUAUAAUGUUUCUUUUCCGCGUAAAAGACCAGCGGUGGCACAUUCGGAUCGCCCUGCAUGUCGUCUUCUGGGUUAAUAUCGGAUACAUGGUGUCCACUACCAUCGUCAAUAUCUUCCAAUGCUCGCCCGUUCGCUACGCCUAUCUUCGGCCCCAAAUGGAUCAAGUCGAUGCCAACGGGAACGUCGUCAAGGGCGGCAAGUGCAUCAAUAGUCUUGCAUUUAUCAUGGCGAGUUGCGGACUUAGCAUCUUCAUGGACCUCAUCAUCAUCCCCAUCCCAACAGCAAUGGUGUGGGGUCUCCAGAUGCGCAGGAAGACUAAGAUCGCUGUAGUUGCUGUUAUGAGCAUGGGAUGGAUAGCCACUGCAGCCUCCGUCGUCCGUCUGGUGCUCUACUACUAUCGAUACCUCCCUUCAAAUAAAGAUCGUACAUGGGACCUCGGGCUCCUCACCUCGAUCGUCGAGCCCUCCGUUGGAAUUAUCGCCGCUUGCGCGCCUGCGUUGAAACGCCUCUUCAACAACUUGAUGCCACGAUACUUCACCGACUAUACAACAUCGUAUCCCACACGGACACCUACACAGGACAAGUCUCGACAGCGGAGAUCAUUUAACUUGCCAUACGACAUGGGAAAAGAAGCAGGAGAUGACGAAAUGGAUCAUGGGAGAGAAGAACAGCUUUAUGGCAUGAAAACCCUUGGCAGUAUCGAUUCACGAGAGCAUAUUGAUGCUGCGCAGGUCCCGACUAGGACCCGUAGUACUAGAACGGGCUAUAGCGAAGGCCGGAGCGACGCAUUGGAAGCUGUGCCCGAACAUGUCCUCAAUCAUGCGCAAUAACGGUCGUUCUCUAGAGAUACCCUCAGUGUCGCGCUGAAAACUUUUUUUUAAGGAAGAUGACGGUCCCCACACAAUGAAUAGCAAUAUACGAGUUUACGG